ACAUGGCGCCAGGAGCUCUCGAAACACACCACAGUAGCGUGACAAGUCAUGUCAUAUUUGCCUGUGAUUUAUGAAGAAAUCCAAUGGCCGAUUCUUUCUUUGGGUUCGAUACUUCGUUAUCGAACUUAAAUGAUGACGAGGGAGGAGGUGAACCAUCAGAGGACGAAUAUGAUGCACUCAACGAUGAGACAUUCGGACAAGAUGGCGAGGGGUUUGACUGGGAGGUGGAACAUGAGCACUUGGCGGAGCAGCUCGAGAGCAGCCGCAGAACUGCUGCCAUGGACGAAGCGGACUCUCGACUUGAGGCCUCUCUGUCACAAUUGGUGCUUGAUGACCUGGAACCACCCCAGUCCAGAGCCCUGGGUUCCAAUGUGUGGAGGCAUGAUCCCGUGUCAAGCGCACCCACGCCGUUACCACCACUUAAGAAUGUGUGCACUGUAGAGGAGUUGGAGCGGCAACUCAGACAAAACCAGAUGCCACAAAACUUGACACAGAACUAUUUUCAACCAAGGUUUCCUGUUAUCCUACAAAGACCACCGGGGCUCCAAGCUCCGGUGCCACUGCCAUUUGCUCCUCAACAAUCAAUGGCAAUGAAUCACCAGAACAUGAACCACAUGAACCAACCCAUGAACACCAUGAUGAACCAAAACUCCCAAAUGAACCAGAUGGGCCAGCACAACCAGAUGAUGCCAAACCAAAUGGGACAGAAUCAGAUGGGACAAAACAUGAACCAUUUGGGCCAAAACCAAAUGGGUCAAAAUAUUAACCAGUUCAUGCAAAAAUCGAACCAAAUGCCCUUUCACAACAACCAAAUGGGACAGUCAAUGAAUCAAAUGCCACCCAAUAUGAAUCAAGUGGGUCAGAACCAGUUUCUUCAAAAUCAAAUGGGCCAAAACAUAUCACAAUCGGGUCAAAAUCAAAACAUGAACCAGAUGGGACAGAACUUUAACCAAAUGAAUCAAAAUCAAAUGGGGCAAAACAUGAACCAGAUGGGUCAAAAUGUUAAUCAAAUGGGUCAGAACAUCAACCAAAUGAACCAAAACCAAAUGGGCCAAAAUAUGAACCAUAUGGGUCAGAAUAUUAAUCAAAUGGGCCAAAAUCAAAUGGUUCCUAAUGGGUCUCAAUUCGGGCCAGGCAUGAACCAAUUCCAGCAGAUGAUGGGUCAGCCUAGAAUGUUAGCGCCGCCGCCCGGCCUCGGCGGACCACCGAGACAAAAUUUUAACCCAAACAUGAAUCAAUUUAAUCCAAACUUUCGUGCGCCAUCAAAAAACGACGUUAACCCGAAGUCUAUGAACCAAGUCAUGAAGAACCCGCAGCAAGUCAACCAGGGUCUCAUGAAGACGCAGCCAUUGCUGUCACCGCAGAACAAAAACCAGAAACCAGCGAACAGACCGGAUCCCAAACUUCAGAAGAGUCGGGUUUAUAACAAUUCGAAGAAUCUAACAUCACAGAAUUUGGUUCAAAUGAUACAGAACACUCAUCCCAUGUUGCACCAAUACAACAAUAGCUACCACAAUGCGAGCCACCAUCCCAUGUUGAACAACAGAAAUAAUAUGUUCAACAAUCAAUUCAACAACUUCCAAAUGUUCAACAAUCAGAGACAACAGAAUGGACAAUUCAGCAAUACUAAUCAGCACUCCGCGAGCGAUGACAGCAGUGUGAGCAGCGACACGGACGAGUACGCGGGGCUUAUGACUCAGCGCGAGAAGCAGUGGCUCAUCAACAUACAGAUGUUGCAGCUCAACACCGGCACUCCAUACAUACACGACUUCUAUUACACGGUAUUCUUAGAGAGACAAGCAAACAAGGCAAAAGAAGGAGUGAAAGAAGCACACAAAGCCAACCAACAGAACCAUCCAUUCUAUAGCGGCGGGCGGGGCGAGGGCGAGCGGCAGCCUCGCGAGAGACACAGCUCCCUGCGGCACAGCACGAGUGAUGAGGCACCGCGCGCGUACGUGCCACUGCAGUUCGAAAACUCGCUAGGGAAACUGCAGUGCGGCAGCGUGACAGCGCCGCGUAAGAUAAUCGACGUGGACGUGGUGUCGACGGAGCCGACGUCGGCGCGCGGCUCGCGGGCGCCCAGUGUUGCCAGCACGACCAACCCUGCUGAGGUACCGAGAGAAAUGAGAAGAACCAAACAACUGUUGCUGGAUAUUGAAGCGUUGUAUUUAAUACUACUAAGACUGGAGGAGCUUAACGACCCCUUGGCGAUUUCUAAUGCUCUCAUCCUUAAAGAAAGAGAAGAAAAACAGAAACUGAUGGAAGCCAUGCAGAAGGAAGCGGAAAAUGAAACUGAGGAGGUUUCUAACUUGUUCCUCAAGAACAUUGAGUCCGUACAGAGGAGGCCUAAACAGGACAGCCCUAAGAUGGAGUGCAUUGAUAAAAGACAGGUCGUGAAUUUGGCGGUGAGUCAAAAGCCGCCCGUAAAGAACCUUCUGGACGAAGACAAAGAAGACCUGCUGAACAAGAUGUUCAGUGGGUUGAUGCACGGGGACCGCCUACCUCAGAUGCUCACUGUUAGAAAAGGACGGGCGCUUGUGUGUCGUUUUCUAACGCGCGCGCCGGCGACGCACCGGUGGGCGGGUGCGCUGUGGGCCCGCAUGCUGCGUGCGCUGCCCGCCGCCGCGCGCCGCGACGACGCCGCGCCGCUGCUGCCCGCGCUCGCCGCACCCUACCGCAACUUCAUCCUAAACUCGACGGCGUGGACGGCCGUGUUGAUGUGCUGCGGCAUCUUCACGGAGGCAUUGGAUCCGGCCAGGACACCGUACAUUUUACUAUCGCCGCUCACCCUCAGCUGCGUGUGUGCACUGAUAGAGAAGGCCAUCCUGCUCGUGAACACACCGGAGGCCACCUCCAGCGAGAGACAGUGGUACAGAUUCCUCAAAACGCUCGCGAGAGCACUGAAGAACACGACACUGAGCGUGGGCAGACCGACCAAGCCCCUCCCGGAGUCCAAGGUGUUACACCACCUGAAACAGCUCGAGUCGCGGACUACCAUAGAAAUCCUGCAGCGAGGCAAGACAGCCGAGUUCGGAGACCUCACGAAAACGGACGUCUCCGAGCAGCUGAUCAAACAUUUGUGUUGAUAUUGGCACCGUUCGACCCGCCCGCUGUCGGUCAAAUCGACCCCGGCCAAAGUGACAAUUUUAUUUAGGAUUGUUCAAUUGACGUUGCAGUUUCGUUGAGCCGGAUUGACGAAUUUUUCCUUUUGAUGGGCUGUAAAUAUAAAUUUCAUAUGAAUCGCUUAUACAUAUUAGUGUAAAUAAUUGUUCGUUUAAAGUGUUCUUGCAGCGGUUUGUAACAUAGUGUAGAUAGUAUCUGACCUCGGGUUCUCGCACUUCACAUCACUAAACAUACUAGAGAAUUAUGUUUCAUAAUAGGAAUUUUGUAAAAUUAAAAAAUAUCUCAUUAAUUAUUAUUAUCAGAUCUUAUCGUUAGGAUAAUAAGGUUUUUGUGGUCUAAAUUACACUUAGUGCAAUGACUUACAAUAAAAUUGUCAUAUUUGUUUCAACACUGCAAUUUUAAAUUUGUAUUUAUAGUAUAGAUAUAAAGUGAUUGAGCAAAUUCCUUACUUUUUAAUGUAAUCGUUUUAAAAGUUGUAAAUGAUAAUGGCAUAGUACAAAAUGUUUAUAAGACUGCUGUUCUUUUAGUUAGUAAAAUUGUAUGUACUGAUUUGGCAACUAGUAUUUAUUCAAGUUAGGAACUUUAAGAAUUGAGAUUUAAUUUAUUUUAAUUAUUUUAAUUUGCCAGCGCGCAUUUCAAAUUUACAUUCGAAUUUUGAUGAUAAAUAUUGGCAUAUAAAGUGUCAUAAAGUAUUGCUAGUAAUGGAUUUAAUGCCAUACCGUUUUGUACACGAAUGUAAAAGUUUUAUCAGCUUUAUUUCUGGAAGCGGGCUAGUCUAAGACAUAUCUUUAUAAAGAAAAAUAUGCCAUUAAAUAAUAUUAUUUAGUAAAGUUAUUGUAAAGUAUUUGUGCAAUUAUAUCACGUAAGGAAUUUGCUCACAAAGUCUAACGUCAUUCUGAUAUAAGUUUUUAGGGAAUGACAUUGGAAUCUUAAUAAAUAAAUAAAAUAUAACACAAUGACGGUGUUGAUAGAUUCCAAAAUCUGGUUAAAAUUUUAUAAUGUUUACUUUAGAUAGAACUCCUUUUUACAAAUU
Aricia agestis (brown argus) is the source of this 4156-nucleotide messenger RNA. RefSeq names its product protein PAT1 homolog 1 (gene Patr-1). The record is from RefSeq and is a predicted model, not a curated record. Gene Ontology annotation, biological process: P-body assembly; deadenylation-dependent decapping of nuclear-transcribed mRNA. Gene Ontology annotation, molecular function: RNA binding. Gene Ontology annotation, cellular component: P-body. Lineage: Eukaryota; Metazoa; Arthropoda; Insecta; Lepidoptera; Lycaenidae. The transcript has 17 exons. The coding region runs from base 84 to 3086 and encodes 1000 amino acids.